Penicillium taxi is the source of this 828-nucleotide messenger RNA. RefSeq lists its product as uncharacterized. Lineage: Eukaryota; Fungi; Ascomycota; Eurotiomycetes; Eurotiales; Aspergillaceae. The transcript is spliced from 2 exons. Gene Ontology annotation, cellular component: nucleus; cytoplasm. The coding region runs from base 1 to 828 and encodes 275 amino acids. The record is from RefSeq and is a predicted model, not a curated record.
AUGAAGUGGUUAUGCAUCCACGGCACAGGUUCUUCUGCCACCAUCUUCCAGGACCAACUUGCGGCUGUAACCGCCCACUUGCAGCCAUCAGAGCAUGCAUUUCAUUUCAUCAACGGCCCUUUCACGUCCAAAUCAGCUGCCGGCCUGGAUCUCCGCUAUCCAGAUGGCCCCUACUACACGUGGUGGCAAAAGGCAACUGUGCCCGAUAUUAAAGCAGCCUGUCAAAACUUCCAUCAAUAUCUGAUUCAACAUAAAGGUGACACGUACGAGGGGGUGGUAUGCUUUUCUAGAGGAUGUCUCCUGAUCGCCAGUUACAUCUGGUUUCACCAGGCAGAGAAGCCUACCGAGGCACUGCCCUUCAAAGCCGUCGUAUUCCUUUGCGGCGGUCCAGUCUUAUCGGUGCUAGAAGAGCUAGGAAUGACCAUCUCUGAAGAAACUCACAAGUGGGAUAGGCAGACUAAAGUAGCUCUCCGUGAACGAGCAUCCAAGGAAGCGAUCCUGAAAUGGGGAAGGGAUAGAUGGACCACUGUCGGAGGGAAUGGUGACACCGACCUACAGUUAGAUCCGUCAGCCCUAAUUGACGCCUCAAAUGUAUUUGGGCUGGAUACGGUGCAGAUGCCUCAGCAGCUGCGAAUUAAUAUUCCAACGCUCCAUGUCUACGGGCGAGUUGACCCUCGGCUGCCGGCCUCACUACAACUAAGUUAUUUAUGCGAGUCAACAAACCGAUUGACAUAUCAACAUGAGGGUGGACAUAACAUUCCACGAAGCUCCUCGGCAGCCCAAGGUAUUGCGCGGUUAAUCGAUGAAUGUGCUCAGAUGAUAAAGUGA